Messenger RNA from Fonticula alba, 1254 nucleotides. RefSeq lists its product as hypothetical. The coding region runs from base 1 to 1254 and encodes 417 amino acids. Gene Ontology annotation, molecular function: oxidoreductase activity, acting on paired donors, with oxidation of a pair of donors resulting in the reduction of molecular oxygen to two molecules of water. NCBI's taxonomy places the organism in Eukaryota, Rotosphaerida, Fonticulaceae. Gene Ontology annotation, biological process: lipid metabolic process. Gene Ontology annotation, cellular component: membrane. The transcript is spliced from 4 exons. The record is from RefSeq and is a predicted model, not a curated record.
AUGCAGGCCAUCGGGCGCGAUGCCACCGUGCUCUUCGAGUCCUACCACCUCCGCGACAAUGUGGCGCAGCAGUACCUCACCCGGCUGCCGGAGUUGGAUCGCAUGCCGGAGGGCAUGUCCGACUCGGCCGAUGGGACUCUCCUGCCGUAUCCGCUGGACUCGCCGGUUUUCGUGGAGAUCAAGCGCCGGGUUCGGGCGGAAGUCCUGGCACGGGUGCCUGCGGCGCCGGGGAAGGGCGGCCAGCGCGGCGGCCCGGGCAUCGGCCUGGGCAUCGCCUUCACCCUGGUCGGCUGGCUGGGCAGCUGGAGCAUCAUGCUGUGGGCCGCCCGGCUGGGCUGGUGGCCGCUGUCCUUCGCCGCCUGUGCGGUGCUCAGCCUCUUCACCUGCCAUGUGGCCCUCACCCUCUCGCAUGGUGGCAUGCAUGGGAAUCUGGUGGACCAUGGCCGGUGGAAUGAGCUGCUCGGCCUCUGCCACGACAUCAUCGGCGGGUGCAGCCUCGUGUGGACCUAUCACCACCAUGUGUCGCACCACAUGCACACCAACGACCCGGAUUACGAUCAGGACAUCUUCCUCGCGUGGCCGACCUUCCGCUUUGAUUACCGGCUGCCCCAAUACUGGUUCCACCGCUUCCAGCACCUCUACUCCUUCGUGCUGUUUGCCUUCCUGUCAGUCUCCAUCCAGUAUUCGGAUUAUGUGAGCCUCUUCACCGGGUCCACGGGUCGGGUCAAGUUCCACGGCGCCUCGAGCUGGGAGUUCACCCGGUCCUUCCUGCUGAAGGCCGCCAACCUGUUCAUGCUUCUGGGCAUCCCCCUGCUGGUGUCCCCGGCCGGUAGCCUGGUGAAGGUGCUGAUCCUGUGGUCCAUCUACAAUGGGGUGCUGUCCUUCUGCUUGUCCUGGCUCUUUGCCGUGUCGCACAACAUUGGCGACACAAAGACCCUCUCCGAGGAAAGCGUCGAAAGCUGGCUCGAGGUCCAAGUCCGCCAUUCGGCCAACUGGGGCGGCCGCCUGGGCAACUUCCUCACUGGCGGUCUCAACUACCAGAUCGAGCAUCACCUCUUCCCCGGCAUGAGCUACGCCCACCUGCCGGAUGCCGCGGUCAUCGUGGAGGAGGAGUGCCUGAAGGCGGGCAUCCCCUACGUCAAGUACCCGACCCUGUUGUCGAUCUGCGUGGCGCUCUACAAGUUCAUGCGCGACUGCGGCCAGAAUCGCGACAGCCCGGCGGCCUCAGUUCCCUUGUCCAAGAAGAAGGACUAG